Patella vulgata (common limpet) is the source of this 10553-nucleotide messenger RNA. Its product is annotated as guanine nucleotide exchange factor VAV3. NCBI's taxonomy places the organism in Eukaryota, Metazoa, Mollusca, Gastropoda, Patellidae. The transcript is spliced from 31 exons. Gene Ontology annotation, biological process: cell migration; regulation of GTPase activity; intracellular signal transduction. The coding region runs from base 36 to 2759 and encodes 907 amino acids. Gene Ontology annotation, cellular component: cytoplasm. The record is from RefSeq and is a predicted model, not a curated record. Gene Ontology annotation, molecular function: guanyl-nucleotide exchange factor activity; protein binding.
UUAAAGCUCAGCCAGGAACUAGGAAGAAAAUAAUAAUGGCGACGGACGAGUGGCGUAUGUGCGCCGAAUGGCUCGUAAGAUGUCAGAUAUUACCAGAAGAUCACAAAGCCAAUCAAGCAAAUGCCAAUGCUUUUGAUAUAGCACAAGCCCUUCGAGAUGGAGUAUUAAUAUGUCAUCUACUAAAUCAGCUAAGUCCAGGAUGUGUCGAACUAAAAGAUUUCAGUCCUCGACCGCAAAUGUCACAGUUCCUGUGCAUGAAAAAUAUAAGGACAUUUCUACAGACAUGUAAAAAGACAUUUGGUUUGCAGGAUAAGGAUCUAUUUCAACCAUUGGAUUUAUUUGAUGUGAAAAACUUCCGAAAGGUUAUUGAAACCCUUUCCAAAUUAUCAAAAACAGAUAUUGCCAUCAGUAAAUUCAGAGGCUUUCCGCGUGAAGCUAGUAAAGAAACACUUGAGCAUCCAUAUUAUAACGAUUUGGAGCUACUGGCUGAUGGUUUCCCUCCUGAUAACUAUGGCGAACAUGACGAUGAAGAUAUUUACGGUAAUCUUCAGGACUUAGCCAAUGAGAAUGAACUUGUAGACCAAGAAGAUAUUUAUGAUAUUGUUAGUCCCGACCAAGAUGAUACAGAUGAUAUUUAUAAUGAUAUCAUGCAAUUACAAGGCCACAACAGACGAUCCUCUGAACGAUCGUUGGGCCUACCACCUCCGACAUGUAAAAGGGAACAUUGUGUAAAAGAGUUAAUCGACACCGAGAAAAAUUAUGUUGAUGCAUUGGAGAUGAUAGUGGUGCAUUUUAUUAAAAAGUUAACAAAUUCCUUGUCACUUCAAGAUAGAGAGAUUAUGUUCCUUAAUAUAGAGAAACUUCAUGAUAUUCACAGGAGAAUGUAUGAUGACUUGUAUGAAACAGUGUUAUCAGCAAACCCCAAAAUAGCAGAUAUUUUUAUUCGUUAUAAAUCUGAACUUAUUUUAUAUGGUGCAUAUUGCUCUAACUUGCCUAUUGCCCAGGAAAGAAUAGAUAAACUUUGUGAAAGCGAGAUGCAUCGACAGAAGAUACAAGAAUGUGAAAGACAGGCAAAUGAAGGUAAAUUCCAUCUGAGAGAUUUAUUAUCAGUACCCAUGCAGAGAGUGUUAAAAUAUCAUCUGUUAUUAAGGGAAUUAAUCAGAAAUACAGACAAAACGCAUCCUGAACGACAGCCAUUAGAGAAUGCUCUAGAAGCCAUGCAGGAUUUAUCACUAUAUGUUAAUGAAGUUAAAAGAGACAAUGAAGCCUUACAGUUAAUAGAAGAAAUUCAAACAAGCAUUGUGGAUCUUAAAAUGCCAGCGAACACAUCUUUGCGUGAUUAUGGCAGGUUUCAGAAAGAUGGUGAACUUAAGGUUUUAUCUCAUAUGGAGUCAAAAGUCAGAAACAGACAUAUCUUUCUGUUUGAUAAAGUUAUGUUAAUGUGCAGGGCUCGGAUGGUGGAUAAAAUCCUUUGGAGUGAAACAUACAGUUUUAAAGAUGCGAUUGUACUCGGUGAAUUUAAAGUAGAUGACAGUCAACCUAAAAAUGAUAAUCAGAGUAAAAGUUCUAAAAAUUGGAACUGGCCCUUUAUAUUAUUUCAAAAAUGUCAAGGAACAGCUUAUACAUUUUUUGCCAAAACAGAAGAAUCAAGACAGAAAUGGUUGGAUUCAAUCCAGAUGGCGCUAGACAAUACACAACCAGCAGCAGGCCAGAAUUUUAUUAUGUAUACAUUUGAAAAACCCAGAGAAUGUGAUGUUUGUGGUAAACUACUUAGGGGUAUUUUCUUCCAAGGCUAUCUGUGUCAAGAUUCAAAAAAAGCAGUUCAUAAAGAAUGUAUCGGGAAAGAAUCACAAAUUAAACCGCCAGCUAGGCCACCGAGAUCAGAGAAGGGGCAAGGUAUUACUGUUCAAAAAGCUAAAGCCCGUAAAGCAUAUACCGGUCAGCCACCACCCAAUGGUCACAAAGCAUUGAAAUUUAACGUUAACGAUGUAAUAGAAAUUCUUGAUAGAAGUAAUCAAAUGUUUUGGAAGGGUCGUUUCCGUGGUGAAGAAGGGCAUUUUUUGGCAGAUUGUGUAGACCUUACAAAAACAGUGACGCGGAAAGCCUCCUACAUUGAUGUGAAGAGUUCGGGUGCAAGUAACGGGGGAUUCAUGAUGUUCGAUCGACAAGAAUCAACUGCCUCUCAUAAUGGCUCUAGCACCCCCUCAAAAGCUUUAGAAACAUAUCCUUGGUAUGUUGACGCAAUGGAACGUGAUAUUGCCCAUGCUAAUCUCGAUGGUUGCCAAGAUGGUGCAUUUCUCAUCAGAAAAAGUAUUAACCCAGCAAGGAAUGGUCUACUAUCACUAAGUAUUAAAUAUGCGAAUGCAGUGCGUCACAUAAAACUCAAUGAAAAUAAAGGAAAAUUCUACUUAGUUGAAAAUAAACUAUUUGAUUCGGUUCCGAGAUUGGUAGAAUAUUAUCAAAACACUACUUUAGCAGAUAGUUUUCCUGAUGUGAACACAACACUAAGGUUUCCAUAUAAAGAUAUAGCAACAAAUGAUAAUCCAUGUGCACAAACAACAGGUCAAAGAGUUAUAUGUUAUGCGAGGGUGCAGUAUGACUAUGCUGCUACAUCAACUUCGCAAGUUUCAUUGGCUGCGGGUGAUCGAAUAGCCGUAACCAGCAAAAAUGGAAACGAUAAAGGAUGGUGGAAGGGCAAAAACUUAACUUCUGGAAGGUCUGGAUAUUUCCCACUAGCGUAUGUCAUAGAAGAUGACUAAAUCCCCCCUCCCCCUCCAGAAAUGCGGAAAAUCAUUAACUUCCUGUUUAUCAAAAAACAUUAUCGUCGUCAAACUCAUUCAUUUUAUUUCAAACUUUCUUGUGUCAAACCUAGCCAUAGUGUCAAUAUCAUUCAAACUAAAAUGGAGUCUCUCCUCAGCUUCAAAUAUCUCACAAAGCUACGAAGUAAAGACGUAUAUACUACUAAUUUUUAAGAAGUUUUAAACUUUAUGUAUGUUUAUCUUAUUGGUUAUGUUAUUGCAUCAGAAGUAUUUCUGUACAUCUUCCAAAUAUACAGUUAACUUUUAUUCUUUAAUAUUCACUUGAUCAUAUUCGGUUUAACGAAACAAGCCACAAAUUUACCCCCCAAAAAAGGCUUUCAUCACUGGGGCACAUUGUUGGUGGAUACAAUUUCUUGAAGGAAAAUCCAGUGUAUUGAAAUAUGUGAAAUUGUAAUAAAUGCAGGUUAUAUUUGAACUACAUAUUUAACACUUAACAUUUUUGGAUAAAAAAUAAGAUUUUUUGUAUAAAAAUUGAAAUUUAACUUCAGAGACGAUUAAGAGUUAUUGUCUGUAUAUUAAAAUACUGGAUAUGAAUUUAGACUGACAGACAUUUUUGUUACAAGCUGGUCAGUGACUGAUUAAAUUUAUUCAAAUAAUAGCUCUAGGACCUUAUUAUCAAAAAUUUAAACUAAAAUAUUUUUGGAAUGCAGCUGUUUCAUUGGCUGUAAGCUUUUAUUUGUGCUAUGAUUUUAGUGCUCAUCCAAUGAACAAUCAGUAUUCUUAAAAUAUUUACAUUUUCAUGAAUAAGAUCCCAGUUAUUUAUCCAUACAUCAGUUUAGUUUGCUCAAUAUAUUAUUAUUAUUAUUAUUAUUUAUCUGUAAACUUAACGACAAUAUUUCUUAUACAGCCAUCAUGAGCUAUUAUAGAUAGAAUUUAUUUAUUGAAAUAUUCAGAAUAUUUAAUUCGAGAAUUAAAUAGAAUAAUGAUUCUAAAUCACUAUGAAUGUUGACCAUUUUCUGAUAUGUCUACUUGAAAAAACAAACCAUUACUUGUAGAAAAUAUAAGGCAAAGAUCCAUCAGAUAAUAUUUUAUUUUAUCUUGUGAAUAAGAAUAAUGGCAUAAGUAGAACUGAAAAACCAUGUAAAUACUAUUUCUUUUUCAUUAGAAUUAAAUUAUGUAUUGUUUAACAUGCUUUUUGCUUCAUAUUUUCAACCAGCAAGCAUUACAUGUAUGUGUUAAUUAAUUUGUAAAUUCAUAAUCUUUUCUUUAUUAUUAGUGUGUGUUGCUCAUUGCUCAUUAAUUGUUUAUUAAGAAAAAAAGAUAAUUUCUACAAAAUAUCUCAUCGUGAUUGAAACAGUGCAUUGAUUUAUGAUUAAGUACAUUGAUCUAUAAUUAAAUUAUAUUGAUGUAUUAAGAAAAUGGUUUGACCAAACCAUUAUUAUACAAUUGUGCACUCCUGAAAUUGAGCAAAGGUUAAAAAGAACAAACCAAACUUUGAAAUUAUUAAUGUAGGCAAAAGCAGGAUGUGUGGUUUAAAUUUGUUGAUUAAGGUAAGAAAUCUCUGUUUAGGCGGGGAACAAUUAUAAUUGGAUAUGACUAUGUAAUAUUUUUGAUGGCUCAACAGCACCUAAUAGUACUUAAUACUAAUGAAAACAAGGAAGCGCCAAUGGCAUUGAUAACCAACACUACGAUUAAAAGGAUACCUUAAAAGGGGUGUUAAAUUACAUAAGAUAACUACAUUGAAACGAGAAUGAAUAGUUCAUAUAAUUGUGUGUUGUCAAAAUAUUGGUUUAUGGAGAAUAUGAAACCAUAAAAAAAGAAGAAAGAAACACUCUAAAUAUAAAGCAUGACUCCUUUUUCCAAUACUUUAAACUAUCUAUUAUGUACUGUAUGUAAUAUUAAAACUAGCAAGUUUGUGGUUGUCAUUUUUACUCAGAUAAUCCAACAUUUUGCCAUUAGAAACACCUAUUUAUAUAUCUAUGACUAUAUAUAUACAUAUUCUAUUAAUUUACGUGUAUAUAUGUAUUUGUAACUAGAUUUAAUCUACACAUAUCUAAAAUCUUGAUUACACUCGCUCUUAAUUCUGAAUUCUGCCCACCAGAUAUUUUUACUUGUCUUACAUCCACAAUAUUCAAAUCUUAAAAUUUGUUCUUGAAAUAUAUUACUUAAACUAAAUAACAAGGAUAAGAAUAUAGAUAAGAUUGAUUGUAUAUUUUGCACUUUCUAAGUAAUUAGAUUGUAAUUUACUUAAAUAUUUGAAUUUUCUGUCAUCCAAACUGACAGAAGUAGAUUUUCUGAACUAUCCGCACAUCUAUGGGUAAAGUUGACUCAGCUGAGAGCAUUGUCACGUUGCGUAUUUUUGUAGUGCGAGCUUAGUGUAUGACUUGAUAAUAAAUGUGUGUGUGUGGGAAAUGAUGUGUAUUAUGUAAAAAAAUAGGGCUAGUAUAGCAAUUCAGUGGGAGGUAGUCUGCUAUUCUUGACAAUCCAGACAAUCAAAAAUAUACUCUGGUAGUGACGGUAAGGAUUUGGAUGAUCAAGAAUACUGAACUAACAAGUUACGAAGAUUAUUCUUUAAAAAAAAGCGUAAUUCAUUCCACAGGCGCCAUCUUUUACAAUGAGAUUGUAAACUCAAUGAAGCUAAAAGGAUAUGUAAGUUAAUUAUUGUCGUAGCCAAUGAAGCUGUAACAAAUAGGGGAAUAUCUGUGAGUGAGUGAUUGAAUGGGAAGAUAUAUAUUUAUAAUAGACUAUAUAAGCUUAUUCCUGCAGUAAAUGUUUAUAUAUUUUUGAUGCCUUAUUGUAUAUUAUAAAGUAAUUAUAUAAUGAUCUGAUAACUUGUGUGAUUUAAAUGAUAACUGAUUAUAAUAUAUGGUAUAUAGUAACAAAUUAUAAUAUCUACAUAUUUAAUACAAAUAUACAAUACAAGUUUGCGUGAGAAGCUUUAUUAACUACUCUAGUUAAUUAUUACAAGACAUGAUUCUAUACAAAAUAUACAAGAGUUUGUGAGACGCUUUAUUAACUGUUCUAUUUAAUUAUUACAAGACACUAUUCUAUACAAAUGUACAACAAGAGUUUGUGAGAAGCUUUAUUAACUACUCUAGUUAAUUAUUACAAGACACUAUUCUAUACAAAUAUAUAACACAAGUUUGUGAGACGCUUUAUUAACUACUCUAGUUAAUUAUUACAAGACACUAUUCUAUACAAAAUAUACAACACAAGUUUGUGAGAAGCUUUAUUAACUGUACGACAUCCAUCAUUACAUGGGAGCAAAAGGUUGGACAUGAUUUUCAGAAACUAAAUCUACUACAGGGUUUAUGAUAACCCCAGGAGUAAUCAUCAACAGAGUCGCUAGUUGGAUGGUCGGACAAAAAUUACACUAAUGGUUGAUUGAAAGGUGUUUUUUUUUAAGUUUAUUCUGAUAUCUUUAUAAAUUAAAUGAUGAGACAACGAUUUGAAUAAAUCCAUUAGUUGUGACCAAUAGAAUUGUGUCUUUAUUUAUCAUUUAUUGAUUUUAUAUUUAAUAAUUAUACAAAUUACAUAGUGAUAUUAAGUGGUUUCUACAUUAUAUAAAUAGUCAAAUAUCCGUGCAGAUUAUGUUAAACUGUUAACAGGAUAGAUAGUAUUUGAUCAAUUUCUAUUUUAAUGGUUUCUUGGUAGUGCUCAAGGUAUGUCAAUAUAGUAUCAAUAUUUCAUUUAGACUUAAAACAUUAACACUUCCAAAAUAUUUGCUGAAGUCAGACAUAAGAUGGCUAGCAAAUUAGAAUAAUUAGCAUCUGCCUUGUAAAUUAGAUUCCAGGACAAAAUUUUGCAGUCUAUUUAUAAAAUAAUGGCUAUUAUAAUAAUAAUAAUAUGUACAUUUAUACCAUGCACAGUUCCAUGCUAGUAUGCAUGCUCAAGGCGCUACAUAGUCUAAGUGUCCAUUGAGAUAUAUCUGUCUAUAUAUUAAGGUUUGUUUAUGAUUUAUUUCUGUACCAUUUCUCUAUUUAAUGCUCACUAGUUUCUCUGCUCAUAGUUUAUGUCGAAAAUAAAUCUAAUUUGCAUAUAUUUUCAAAGAUAGUUUAUUGACGCAAAUGCAAGGGUUGAUCUCAAAGCUCUUAUAAGGAAAUGAUUCCUUUGAUAAUGGGUGAAAUAUAGAAAUGUUGAUUUUAUUAAGGGCAAAUUGAAAUGCAGAUGAAAUCAAUUCAUUUCGUUAUAUUGUUAUAGUAACCUGAAAUAAAGAGAUACUGAACCUUUAAUGUAUAAAUAUUUCAGUUUGUAUGUUCUGCACUUGAAGGAAUCCUCUUAAAGAAUAUAUAAAGCACAUGAUCUCCUUAAUUUAAGCAGCUAUGUGUAAUAAUUGAGCUUUGGUCUCCGGUAUCUUUAGAUAAUGAUUUAAUCAGUCAAGGUGGUCAAUUUUAUUUAGUUUUGCUCAUUUAUUAAUUAUUGAAACCACAGGGGCCUGACAGUGUAUAGUGUCAUACCCCUGUGAUUUAAACAGCUUCAAGCAGAUAUAUAUUUGGCUUGCUGCAAAAGUUUUGUUAUUAGUAUACUGCACUGUACAAUUUACAAGGGCUUUUGGUUCAUGCAUUUGUCCUGUUGAGGGAGUGACACAACUGUCUAAAUAAGAUUCUUGAGCACCCCAAUUUGGUUACAAGGUUACCAAAAUGCUCCUAUGAUGAUAGGGAAGUAGCUCAGUCUACAAGCUGAAACCCCCACUUUGUGGCACACUCUAUUUAUUUAAGCCAGGUCCUCCCAUCACCUGUAGCAUCCUAAUUUGACUAUGUUGCUGCAUACAUAGCCCCUGUGAUGUUACCAGUGAAUCAUUUUCCAGCAGAAGUCUUUUGUUCAUCUCUUUGUGUACUAGUUGCGAUCAGCUCUCAGCUUGGUUUUUAUACGCCCAUAUUGAAAUGUGGUUGUAUAUUGUCAUCGCUCCUGUCUGUCCGUCUGACGUCCUCAAUUGCUUAUGGACGCUUUACAGAUUAAAGUUUAUAUCCUAUUGACUUUAAAUUUAUAAACAGUGUUUCAGGUCAUGAGAUGCAGAGAAAACCUAUUGAUUUUCAUUCAUUUCAGAUAAUUGCUGCCAGAGUUAUGGUCCUUGGUCACUUUGAAAAAUUAUGUGAACACUCUAGAGGCCAAAGUUAAUAUUUGAUUGUCUUUUAAAUUUAUACACAGUGUUUAAGGUCAUGAAACAAAGAGGCCUAUUAAUUUUCAACGAUUUCAGAUUAUUACUUCCAGAGUUAUGGCUCUUAAUAUUAAUUGUUUUGUGUACUAAACGUUAGUAUAGGGCAGAACUAGAAGCGGAACAAAUCCUUAUGAUUUCUAAUAAUUACUUAAUGGGUUGUUACCAGUACUCAGAUUUUAGUGUGCUGUAAAUGUUUUCAUUACCGACAAAAGAAAAAACAUAUGUGUCAACCCCUGUUGUCUGCCGGACAACUUAGCUGCUGUGGGCAUAUGUUUCAGUGCCAGGCAACCUAUCUUUAUCAUAUGUAAAUAUAAUCGGCAUAAUUUCAUUGCACGACGUACUGUAACGUUUACCAUUUUGUAUAUAAAGAUUUUUUUUUUUUUUGUAUAGUGUAUAUUAUGAUAAAAGAAAUGAAAUAUUCUAAUUGUAUAAAGAAGGAUAUCAGUGAGUUGUCUUCCCAUGGUUUUUUGACAAAUUAAUUAAGGUACCAACUCCCAGAUGGAAAACAAUCGUGCACUUAUUUUGGUUCAAAUAAAUCUUUUGAUAGACAUUAUGGAUAGUAUACGAAUUAAGGUACAAAGUCCCAAAGGGAAAGAAAAAUGUGCACUUAAGAGAGAUUUUGGUUGAAAUAAAUGUUUGAUGGACAUCAUGGUUAGUGACCGAAUUAAGGUACAAAGUCCCAUAUGAAAAAAAACAACAAAUGUGUACCUGUUAAAGAGAAACUGGUUAAAAUAAAUCUUUUCUGGAUAUUAUGGAUAAGUGCAUGCAUGUAGAUUUUAAAAUAAAAUGAUGACUUCUCUAAUUAUUAAGAAGAUUUUAGAAUUACUAAAAGUACUCUUAACCUGUUAGUUCUUAAGACAGUAAGAAAGAUAAAAAUUGAUAAUGAAAGAUUUAACAGUAUUUUAAUACAUUCCAAAAGUUUCUAAUCAGGGCAGUUGAAGUUUCAUGUCUAAGAGGCGUCAGUGCACUACUUUAUCAAUAUGACACAUGGGCAGACAACUCUUGGUUCCUUCAAUCAAUAUUUAAAAACAUACAAACUAAUUUGCUUAUAUAGAGAAGUCUAAAAAUUUGUUAGCUUAUAAUAUAAAUCAUAUAAUAAAUACUGGUAAAAUAUUUACUCAACUCAAUCAAAACUCAACCUUUUCUUCUCAAUUUAUUUCAUUUUUCUGUAAUAAUUUAUAAUUUGUACAAUUUUUUUCUUUUAAUUUGAUAAGAUAUUAUUUAGUGAAUUAGGACAGAUUUUAUUAUAAUAACUAUUUAAGGUAAAUAGUGAUAUUUUUUUUUCUUAAAUGUUUGAUCAAAGUUUAUUUGAUUCCAUUUUUUUAAUUAAAUUUUUUGUAAAAGUGGCAACUUUCUAAAAUAUUUUAGGUUUUGUCAUGAUAGUGUACAUACCAAGUUAAAGAUGCAAAAUGCAGAUUUUUCUUUUUUGUAACUUAAAUAUAAUCCUUUAGAGGAUUUUACAAUUGGCUUAUAAUAUAACACUUGAAUACUUGGUAUGGAUACAAUCACUAGGUUUAAAAUACAGAUGUGACAUAAUUUGAUGUUGGCGAACCAUUAUUUCUCAUAAUGGUACGGGCAAUGUGCCAAGCGUACAUUAUAGUUGAAAUUUUGGACCCGUGUGACGUAUUUCAUUGAAAUACAGGUGCUGGAUAUUGUCUGUAUUUUAAGUUGUUUAAUGGUCUUGUGCAAGACAUUGUGUAAUAUAUAGAUAUAGCCCUCGUGCUAAACGCACCUGUGCAAUAUCAAUUUAUUACUUAAUGUCUCACACUCGUCCAUCAAACUACACUUAUUACACUCAGAUUUCACAAGCCAUUUUCAAACUAAAACCUAAUGUUAACACUUUGCGGUGUAAUAAACAAAGUAAUUGUAUUUUGCUUAAAAACAACUUGAGAAAUAUUACAGUGUAAUAAAGAUAGUGAUUGUAUCAAUACCAAGUAUUCUAGUAUUAAAUAUUUAUUAAUUCUUUGGUGUCUAACAAAGUAAAUCUAUAUUAAAUAGAUGAAAUGCACAUAAAUAAAUGAAUAAUAUAAAUAAUAUACCAAAGAUAUAUGCUAGUAACAGGAGUUACACAGACUAAAUCACAAUGCUGCACCAGGUUCUAUACAUAUGCAUAAAUAAUUAAUGGCAAAACUAAGUCAGUGUUGUGAAUUUUGGGACACUUUGAUUUUGUUGUUUUUGAGGCACCGGUUUAUUAUUAAAAGCAAAGCAAGAGUUGCUUCCCUUGAUGUAUUGCUAAUUAUAAUUAGCUGAACUUUAUUUUUUAUUUGAUGGUUUUCAUUAAUUUUUUGGAUCAAGAAAAAAACAUUUUCUGCCACUGAAUACCCAACGAUUUUUGUUUUAGUUUGUUUUGAAUAUAAAACCCCAAGAUAAUGCCUUUGUUUAAGAUUUCAGCCUCCCCUGAAUAUUAGUAGUAGGCUUGCCAAAGUAAUUUAUUUUAUGUAUUGAUAUUGUAUAUCAUCAUUUAUAAUAAUUUGAUAAACUUUAUUAUUAUUAUAGAGGCGGAUAAUGUGUGGCUAUUUAUAUAUAGACAUGUAUCUGGCGGUAAAUAUUAUAAAAUCUGUUUUUUGUACAGUUAAUAUUUUUUUUUGUUUUGCAUCAGCAUCCAAUUGUAAAGUAAAAUCUUUUAUGCAUAAGAA